UUAAGGGAUAUAGUACAAAAUUAUAUGACAGGACCACAGAAUGACGUCCCAUUCGACUUUUGUACUAGUGUCUCGCUUUCUCUCGCGUACGAGUAAAGCAACUACCGCGACAGAAAAUGUGAAGUAGUACAUUUUUAAAUGUUGAGCCGCUCUUACAUUGUGACGUCAUGUACGGGACAAAUGUCCUGCCUCUUGUAUGUCCUACUCAACACUAAUUUUGUAUAAUUUUGGAAUAGAAUAAAGUGGAUCUUUGUUGGUUCAGAUUUCAGAACAUAAAUCAACUGUUCUUUGCCCGCAAGUUUAAAAUGAAUAUCCCAAAAUAUGACAAGGAAAACAGACCGAACACUUCGGAAAGAUCCGACAUGUGCCACUCUAAUAUAAAAAAAAUGCCAGCUGAUAGCACGAGUACACAUCCUAAUAACUUCAAAGUGCCUUUACCGCCACCUCGACCUCUCCAAACGAACAACAAAGUGAACGACAAAGAUGAAACUGGUGCUGCUGCUGCAGCACAAGGCGCGGCAACAACAACAGAAAAUAAAAAACAAGAAUGGGCUCUCUCCGAUUUCGACUUGGGACGACCACUCGGAAAAGGUAAAUUUGGCAAUGUUUAUUUGGCGCGUGAAAAAAAAUCUCACUAUGUUGUUGCAUUGAAGGUUCUAUUUAAAAGCCAGAUACUGGAUUCUGAUAUUGAGCACCAAGUUAGACGCGAAGUCGAAAUCCAGUGCAGACUGCGACAUCCGAACAUAUUACGGAUGUACGGGUACUUUCACGACGAAAAACGGAUUUAUUUAAUUCUUGAGUACGCAAAGCACGGUGCUCUGUAUAUGUUGCUAAAGGAACGCGGGCGUUUGGACGAAAAAACUGCAGCUAUAUACAUUCGAGACUUGAGCAAAGCGUUAAUAUACUGUCACUCGAAGAAAGUUAUUCAUAGAGACAUAAAGCCUGAAAAUUUACUCAUCGGCCAUAACUAUGAGCUUAAAAUAGCAGAUUUCGGUUGGUCUGUACAUUCACCGUCUUCAAGACGCAUGACAUUGUGUGGAACCCUAGAUUACUUAUCUCCGGAGAUGAUUGAAGGCAAACCCCAUAGCUAUGCCAUUGAUAUUUGGAGUCUUGGCGUCCUUUGUUACGAACUGCUAGUAGGACUCCCUCCAUUUGAAGCAAAAGAUUCACAUCAAACUUAUAGAAAGAUAAAAUAUGUAAUAGUGAAAUAUCCAGAUUAUGUUUCUGCUCUGGCGAGGGAUUUGAUGGGAAAGCUAUUAGUCAUUGAACCAGAGAACAGAUUACCAUUAACAAGUGUACUACAACAUCCGUGGAUUAAACAAAAUGCCCCAGAAGGCGUCCCACCACCACUUCUUAACUCUGAGUCAACUGCAAAAUGAUUUGAAUCUAGUAUUAAAAUUAUUGAAAUUUAUUCCACUUAAAUAAUAGAAGGACCUGUUAUGAAAUUUCUCAAAAUUAUGAUUAGGAAAAAAUACAGCUAUACUUUUUGUGGGUCUAUCUUUAUUGUCAAUCUUAAUAUGAUAAUGUAGUUAGGUUAAAUAAGUUAAAUAAAGAAUCAAAUGACCUUAAGAUAUAAUGUGUCAUUCAAAUUUAUUGAGGAUUCUUAGAAAAAAAAUGCUAGGUUGAUUGUUUUAGAAUUUUAUAUAACAAUUAAUUUGUUAAUUUUAAACUAGUUCUUUUAUAGUGACUUGUAAUGCAUAUCUUAAAAUGUUUAAAUGUAAUUUUAAUUGAAUACUGAAUCCCAUUUUCUGAAACACUAUUUAAUGCUAAAAAUAAAUAAUGGACACAUCAGUCACAAACCGCAUAACAAUGUCUCAGUUUCUUAAAAAUAUCUUAUUUUAAAAAUAUCUUGACCUAUCUCACAGCUUGGAAUCUAUUUUAGUUAAUUAGAAAUUGAUUAAGUUUUCAGAAUUUGGGAUUAAUUGUGAUUCAAAUUGACUGAAAAUAUACUAUUUAUUCAUGAUCAUGUUAGUUUCGAAAUACUUUUCCUUAAUAAAUAAUUUAGUUCUA
Bicyclus anynana (squinting bush brown) is the source of this 2010-nucleotide messenger RNA. Its product is annotated as aurora kinase C-like. The record is from RefSeq and is a predicted model, not a curated record. The transcript has a single exon. Gene Ontology annotation, molecular function: protein kinase activity; ATP binding. Gene Ontology annotation, cellular component: spindle pole centrosome; chromosome passenger complex; spindle microtubule. Bases 306 to 1379 code for a protein of 357 amino acids. Gene Ontology annotation, biological process: regulation of cytokinesis; protein phosphorylation; mitotic spindle organization. Lineage: Eukaryota; Metazoa; Arthropoda; Insecta; Lepidoptera; Nymphalidae.